Oncorhynchus nerka (sockeye salmon) is the source of this 3134-nucleotide messenger RNA. It is a transcript of the gene plekho1b, whose product is annotated as pleckstrin homology domain containing, family O member 1b. Lineage: Eukaryota; Metazoa; Chordata; Actinopteri; Salmoniformes; Salmonidae. Bases 445 to 1746 code for a protein of 433 amino acids. Gene Ontology annotation, cellular component: ruffle membrane; muscle cell projection membrane. The record is from RefSeq and is a predicted model, not a curated record. Gene Ontology annotation, biological process: regulation of myoblast fusion. The transcript is spliced from 6 exons.
AGAGAUUGAGCCAUAGAGUUACAGAGCGGGGGAGAAGGCUAUCCAGUCUCCCAGCUGCAUGCUCUCUAAUAACCAAAGCCUCGGAGAAGAGAGGAGAGGGAGAGGGAGGGGGACUCAAUAGGGAGGCAAUGAAACGGACUCAUCCGCGUAACUAGACACUACCAGUCCAGUUCAGUGUUCAGAGCAUGCGAGAGCGUAGCUCGACCAACCGCAUUCAGUUAUAUCUACAAAGGAAUAGAGAGGGAGAAAAUUGAAGUGUUCCAGCCUGGGGAGUCGGCGAGGAAAGGAGCAAGACAUAGGCUACUGGCGGCUUUCGAGCGUCACGGGCAUAUACACCCCGUGUCCAGAAUUUACGGCCAUUCUUGGCAUCAGCCUGUUGUACAAAAUUGCGGAUUUAUAACUGAGUGAAUUCGGGGAUAGUCAUCGACAGUCCUAUCCUUCACAAUGAAGAAAAACAAUUCAGCUAAACGGGGCCCGCAGGACACAAACCAGCACAACACGCAGCCAGACAAAAUCGGUUGGAUUCGCAAGUUCUGUGGCAAAGGGAUAUUUAGGGAGAUCUGGAAAAAUCGUUUUGUAAUACUCAAAGGGGACCAACUUUACAUCUCAGAGAAAGAGGUGAAGGAUGAGAAGAAGAUCCAGGAGGUGGUUGACCUGACGGAUUACGAGCGUUCUGAGGAGCUCCGCAAGGCCAAGAGCCGCAGCAAGAAGAACCACAGCAAGUUCACCCUGCUGCGCUCCAGAACCCCAGGCAACACGGUCCCAAACCUGGUGUUCCUGGCUGUUAGUCCAGAGGAGAAGGAGUCCUGGAUAAACGCCUUAAAUGGAGCAAUCACCAGAUCCAAGAACAGCAUCCUGGAUGAGGUCAUGGUUGAGGAUGAAAACCUUCUGUCCCACCUCACACGGGACAGGGCUAAGAUCCCUCACACACGGCGCCUGCCUACACGAGGACACAUCAUGGCUGUGGCCUCCACUUCUACCUCUGACGGCAUGUUGACCCUUGACCUGAUCCAGGAGGAGGACAGCCCCAGCACAGAUGGCCAGGACACCUGUGACAAGAGCUUCCGGGCCAACCUGGACAAAUCCACUCAGCUCGACUGCCUCAGGUCCAAAACAGAGGGUGCCAUCAGUAGCAUCUGUCUAACGCCUCCCACAGAGGUCACUGGGAAGUCCCAGAGCCUGCCGCGCGAUACCGGGGUCACCUGGGACGAUAAACAGCAACUUCAGAGCCCGAUGGGGAAGUCCUGCACUCCUCAGCCAGGCAAGAGGCUCACACCGGCCGAGAAAAGCCGCUGCGCCUCCAUGGACGAGAUCCUCUCACACUCCGGGACGCAGGCCACCAAACCCAGGACAUCCAUCCCCCGCUCUGCCACCUCUGCCCCCCCGGGCAACCUGCCGCCCAUCAGCCAGCUGCAGGACCUAAUCGCUCAGAAGCUGGAGCGAACUCAGGAGCUGCUGAUGCAGGUGCAGGGGGCGAAGGGGGAGGAGGUGGAGCGGGGGAAGGGGAAAGGGAAGGACUCGCCAGGUUCCAAGGGUUCCUCGGACGGGGCCCGGGCGGAGGCAGAGAGGCUGCUGAAGGAGGCAGCGUCCACAUGGGGUCAGGCCAAGGAUGUUCUAGAGGAGGUGAAGGAGCUGAGGGCGCUCUACCGUCAGCUGGACUCGCUGCCCACCACCCCUGCCUCCCUCUCACCCCUCACACCCUCCAACAGCUGCAAGCAGACUGACUACAGGAAGAGCAUGAUGUGACCGUCAGAGAACUCAACACGGACUGGACUAUGAAUCCCUGAGCAAAAAAACAACUCAACAUGCAAAGCCACAAUAUUGUUAAAUAUGUCUGUUUCUCUCCUUCUGUGUUCUUUCACUUUAUUGAUGCUGUGACAAAGUGAGGACAUUCAGUUGCCCAACGACGUCCCCUGUGCUUGACCACUGUGCCCUUACAUGUCUGCUUGAUGAAGGGUGCGGGGGGCAAAGGGAAGGGGCCAAUCUAGGGACUCAGGUACAUGUUGGCCAGGGAGUCUCUCUGUAUUGACCUGAAGAUGAAAGACCUUGUGAUGCUGCAGUGUCGGUGUUGUUUUCCUCUGCAUUGGUUGUCAAAGAGGGGCUGUUGCAAGGUUUGGGAGGGGAAUCAGAAGGGCUCUGCUCUCCAGGGACAGACACACAGUGGUUGAGGAUGGCUCAGGUUACAGGAAGGGAAACAUGGUGUCCAGACCAGCCCGUAUGUUAGGAAUGUCAAUGUUUUCCUUUUUCUGUUACACAACACACUGGAAGGUUGGUCUGAGCCAGAUUCCCAACGACCACCACUCAGCACCGUACAGUACAGCAUUCUCCCUCCCUCCCUCUGCUGCUCUGGGAAUGGAGCUCAGUGGACUCCUCAUCUCUGCUGGUCCAUUGUGAUUCACAGGGACAAGGGGAACCAGUUCACAUAGUCAGAACUCACUGGCGUUCCAUAGGGUGUUUCUGUCUGUUCCAUGAGCCAUAUGAUACAGUCAAAAUGGAGGACGUCUGUCUGGGUUGUGUUGUUACUAGAUGGUACAUACUAGGACAGAGCUGUUCCUUUCCUGUAGGACGACAGCCAGUUGUCUUCAGCCAGUUGCCACUGCAGCCAUUGAUUCUCAUGCUGCUGUAGAGCCAUGGAGCCGGGAUGGCGUCUGUGUGUGUCUGGUGUGAGUGAUGAUUAUCAUGCUACUGUAGAGCCAUGGAGCCGGGAUGGCGUCUGUGUGUGUCUGGUGUGAGUGGUGAUGAUCAUGCUACUGCAGAGCCAUGGAGCCGGGAUGGCGUCUGUGUGUGUCUGGUGUGAGUGGUGAUUAUCAUGCUACUGUAGAGCCAUGGAGCCGGGAUGGCGUCUGUGUGUGUCUGGUGGGAGUGGUGAUGAUCAUGCUACUGUAGAGCCAUGGAGCCGGGAUGGCGUCUGUGUGGGUCUGGUGGGAGUGAUGAUUAUCAUGCUACUGUAGAGCCAUGGAGCCGGGAUGGCGUCUGUGUGUGUCUGGUGGGAGUGGUGAUGAUCAUGCUACUGUAGAGCCAUGGAGCCGGGAUGGCGUCUGUGUGUGUCUGGUGUGAGUGGUGAUUAUCAUGCUAUUGUAGAGCCAUGGAGCCGGGAUGGCGUCUGUGUGUGUCUGGUGUGAGUGAUGAUGAUC